Messenger RNA from Falco peregrinus (peregrine falcon), 1287 nucleotides. It is a transcript of the gene TAGLN, whose product is annotated as transgelin. The transcript is spliced from 5 exons. Gene Ontology annotation, molecular function: protein binding. NCBI's taxonomy places the organism in Eukaryota, Metazoa, Chordata, Aves, Falconiformes, Falconidae. The record is from RefSeq and is a predicted model, not a curated record. The coding region runs from base 138 to 740 and encodes 200 amino acids.
UGCGCUGACAUCACUGUCCUGGCGUCGGCCUUUUAGCGCAGGGUCAGCUCUUCCCAGCUGUGCAGUGUGCUGGCUCCCGCGCAGAGCAUCGCCCCUCGCCUCCGUGAGCAGCUGCUUGUCUCCUACCCACCGCAGAUAUGGCAAACAAGGGCCCGUCAUAUGGCCUGAGCAGGGACGUCCAGUCCAAGAUCGAGAAGAAGUACGACGACGAGCUGGAGGACCGGCUGGUGGAGUGGAUCGUGGCGCAGUGCGGGGCUGCGGUGGGUCGCCCCGAGCGAGGCCGCCUGGGCUUCCAGGUCUGGCUGAAGAAUGGCAUCGUCCUCAGCAGGCUGGUGAACAGCCUCUACCCCGACGGCUCCAAGCCUGUCAAGAUCCCUGACAGCCCCCCCACCAUGGUCUUCAAGCAGAUGGAGCAGAUCGCCCAGUUCCUCAAGGCGGCCGAGGACUAUGGUGUGGUCAAGACGGACAUGUUCCAGACCGUCGACCUCUUUGAAGCCAAGGACAUGGCGGCGGUGCAGAGGACACUGAUGGCCCUGGGGAGCCUGGCGGUCACCAAGAACGACGGGAACUACCACGGGGACCCCAACUGGUUCAUGAAGAAAGCGCAGGAGCACAAGCGGGAGUUCACCGAGAGCCAGCUAAAGGAGGGCAAGAACGUCAUCGGCUUACAGAUGGGGAGCAACAAGGGGGCAUCACAGGCGGGGAUGAGCUACGGCCGGCCCCGGCAGAUCAUCAGCUAGGCAGCCCCCCUCGCCGCCCCCAGCCCUCCCACUGCCGGGAGAGCAGCCCCAGCCGGGACCUCCGCCUUCGCUCCCCCCGGCCCAGCGCGCUGCAGCCACCCAAGCACCGGUGGCCGCCCCUCACCGAUUGGUAUUUAUUGGAAAGAAAACGCCAGCCAGCCCAACCGACCCUUCAGCGCAAGCAACGGCAGCACGCGCCCAGCCGUGGCCCCCGCGCAUGGUGACGCACCCAGCCUCGGGGACACGGGGGCAGCCCCACCACGCUCGCGCCGUGCCCCAGGCAGCCCUUGCCCCCCGGCCUUGCACACCCCUGCGAUCCCCACCGCCAGCUGGCCCUGCCCCUGCUGUGCUCGCUGGCACCCAUGGGUGCCCUGCCGCCAUCCCUGGGACGGGGGGUGGGAAGGGCACGUGCCCCAGCCGCCGGAGCCAUCCUGCCUGCCCGCAGCCCCGCGCCACUGCUGCAGCGACCCUUGCGAACGGGGAGAAAAGAAAAUUGGCCUCGGUUUUGUACUUUGUUUUUGUCAAAAUUAAAAGGUUAUUCAUCUAG